Messenger RNA from Mya arenaria, 2396 nucleotides. RefSeq names its product gastrula zinc finger protein XlCGF57.1-like. Gene Ontology annotation, cellular component: nucleus. Gene Ontology annotation, biological process: regulation of gene expression. The coding region runs from base 82 to 1554 and encodes 490 amino acids. The transcript is spliced from 2 exons. NCBI's taxonomy places the organism in Eukaryota, Metazoa, Mollusca, Bivalvia, Myida, Myidae. The record is from RefSeq and is a predicted model, not a curated record.
GCACCAUUUUCAAUGAAUUUGUUGAUAUUUUAUUAAACAGCACAUUUACUUUAAGCGUUCACUGUUUACCAUAUUGCUACCAUGAUGCAGCUUAACGAGAUGGUAGAGGAUGGAUUCUUACCAGAAGAAAUUUCCAUACAGUCACCACUGCUUGACACAACAAAUAACAACAAUGCUGUUAAUUCAAUGAAUAUAGAUGACGCAUUUGACUUGGAUGGUGCUGCUCUUGAUGUUGCAAAUGAAUGUUUUCAAAUUGGUGACAAUGUUGAUGACUUCGAUGAAGUAAAUAUUGAUAACAUUCAACUGCAUUUGGAAUGUUCUGAAGAUGGUGAAGCUACAGCCUUUUCAAGUGAAUUGUAUGAAAUAAACUGCAAAGCCACAUCACAGAUAAAGUCAGACACUCAAUUUAAAAUUUCUUUUCCCACUAUUGUCAAUGAAGGGAAUCCACUUGCAAAAUGCCCCUUGUGUAAAUCCGUUUUCUUUUCUAGGGAAUUUUUACGAGAACAUGUUGUUCUUAACCACAGAGAUGCAAUUAAUCUGUGCUCAUUUUGUGAUUAUUUCACAAAGAGUAAUAAACUAUUUGCAACUCACAUGAGAACAAGACAUUCAGUUUUGAUUGUGGAUUCAAACAAUGAAGAAGUAAGCACUAACAUUCAAAUACACAACAUGGAGAAUGCUCAAGCAUUUCAAGCCAUUAUAAGUGAAAGAAACCAUAAUUCAACAUGGCAAGAAAUAUUUUUAGACAAUCAUGAACUACAACAAAGUAGUUCCUGCACAGAUAAUGACAGUCCAGUUGAAGAUACAGGUACAUGUACACAUGUCAGCAGUUUUACUAAUGGUGAUGGUUCUCAAAUUUUGGAAACUUCACACCAAAUGUCAGAUGUUUGUGAACAAAUUGUUGAAAAUAUUUUCAAGUGUGAUAAUUGUGUGUAUGUGACACAUCAAUUAAGAUUGUUGAAAUAUCAUAUGAAAACAAUGCAUGAUUCAAGCAGAAAGGAAUAUCAAUGUCGUCAGUGUGAAUAUAAAUGUAAGCAGAAAAAAUCAUUUGAUGCUCAUUUGAAGAAGCAUGAAGGCAUCUUUGAUUUCAAGUGUAAUGUUUGUGAUAAAACAUUUGCAUCGAAGCAUUUACUUACCAGACAUUCUAAAAGGCACAAAGGCAGUGUGAUUGGAAAGACAUCAGUUCAGGAUCUAACCAUUCAUGGGAAAAACAAUUCAACUGAUAACAUUGGCGACAAGUUUGGUGUUGAGAAAGUUGUAGAAAAGUCAACUCAGACUGUGACAGUGAAGCUCAAAACUAAAGCAACACUAUUGCGUAAUACACAUUCCGAAAAAACAGAUAGUUCAGUACAAAGAAGUUCAGAUAAGUUUAAGUGUUCUUUUGAAAACUGUGGCAGAUCCUUUAGAGACAAAUACAAUAUGAAGAAGCAUCUAGAGAUUCAUUCCGGUCAGAAAUCUUUGACAUGUACUCAUUGUGAUUUCAGAUGCAUUCAGAAAACAUCUCUGGACUAUCACACAAGGAAAUACCACUCCUGUAAUAUUAUAAAGAUUGUUUAGCAUGUUUCAAAUUCUAUCAAUUUGUUUUAUGAUAGACAUUUAAGAUUUUCCCAUACACGUACACCAGUCAAAAAGUAAAUUUUUAUGACAAGUUAUUCUGGAAGUUUGCUGAAUUUUACCACAAAAAUGUACUGUUGUUAUACUAUCAAAAGCAAGUUUUGACCCGAGUCAAGCUGGCACAGGUGCUUUGUCAUUGAUACCUGAAAUUUUCAUGUACAUGUGUAGUAUUUGAGUUGUUCUUUUUCUUUUAUAUUAACUACAUUGUAAUACCUCUAGAACAAGCCUUGAACCAACAGCAUACAUCUUUAGUCUUGGGAUUAAAUGAAUAUUGAAUAAAUUGUGUAUUGUUCAUGCUUUUAAGGUAAUGGUGACCUUAACUCAAAACAGUUUUCUCUCAAUCUGUUCAGAACUUUUGCUACUGCAGUCCUCAAAUCUUGUUGGACUAUUGGUCAUUACCUUUAGAUGACCCCUAUGAUUAUGAGGUCAGAAUGUCAGAGAUUAAGAAUGUCAUUUUUUUUUUAAACACAAACUGUUUUUGCUAAAUAUAUCCAAAAUGAUUCAAGUUAACCUACACUCGAAAUGACACCUACUUUCCAGGAUAGGUAUAGAGAGAUCAAGGAUACACAUGAUGCAUUAAAUCACUUGAAAAAGGGCACUACCCUCAAAACAGACUAAUUCGCAGACUAAGUCAAUGUCAUCCAUGGACAUCUGAAUGCAUAGAAUACACCGCCUCCGCAUGGAUCUGAUAGUUGCUUGGAUAUGUUCCUAUGGCAAUGCAUUUCAAUCUUCAACUAAUGUGACACGUAAUUUGGCUGCAGUAGACAGGGAUGUUGAUGUCGGCC